This is a messenger RNA of Planococcus citri (citrus mealybug), 1558 nucleotides long. Its product is annotated as speckle-type POZ protein-like. The transcript is spliced from 3 exons. The record is from RefSeq and is a predicted model, not a curated record. The coding region runs from base 277 to 1362 and encodes 361 amino acids. Gene Ontology annotation, cellular component: cytoplasm. Lineage: Eukaryota; Metazoa; Arthropoda; Insecta; Hemiptera; Pseudococcidae. Gene Ontology annotation, biological process: proteasome-mediated ubiquitin-dependent protein catabolic process; regulation of proteolysis. Gene Ontology annotation, molecular function: ubiquitin protein ligase binding.
CAAAAUUCGUUAUCAAAUUCAAAAACCGCAAUAAAUUUUUCAUCGAAAAUUUUUGAAAACACUUUUUCAAAAAUUUUUGUAUCAUUUUGAGGAAGAACCUAUACGUUACUGUUGGAGAUCACUUUGAAAUACAUUGCACAAGCCCUUCCUGCUACCGUGAAAGGUGAAAUUAGUCAUUUUGCAAAGAUCCUCUCAGAUUCGAACGGUCAUUGCUUUCAAACUCUCUCAAAUAGUUCACAAUUUUUCUAGCUUCUCUGCGGAUUCAACUCAUGAAGUAUGGCUAAUACCAACUCGGAAACACAAAUUGAAGGAACCGCGAGUAACCACUGUGCGACAAAAAUCAAGACGUCAAGAACGAGUAACCUUAAUUUCUCGUGGACAAUUGAAAAAUAUUCAGUUUUUAGCCAAAUCAAUUCAGCAGUCCUGAAAUCCGCCGAAUUUUCAGCUGUUGAUGAUGAUUUAAAGUGGUACUUGACUCAUUCGAUGCAGUGCAAUCUUUACAACGAGAUUGUGUCUGUUGAUGUGUCCUUGUAUCCUGUUAACGACGUUCUUGUAACUUACGUUCUGGUAUCUGGAAAUGCGAAAAUUUCUCUGAUAAAACCCGAGUGUGAAAUGAAAAGAUGUCUCGAAAAAGUUUUCAGUUACAACUUCAAAAAAAAGGAUGAAGAAACGUGUUGUUUUGAAUUGGACAAAAUCGAGGAAAUGGAGAAGUGGUUAUAUGAAGAUAAAUUAACGAUUCAUUGCCAAGUUAGCUACACGAGAUAUACUGACAUUGUUACUACUUCCACCUCGUUGGUCUCGACUCCGAUUAAAAUUUCCGAAUCUGAUCAUUCACUCGACUUUGAGAAGAUUCUCAACGAUGAAUAUUUCAGCGAUGUAACCAUUUCAGUCGGGGAUAAAAAUUACCCUGGUCAUAAGGCGAUUUUAUCCGCUCGCAGUCCAGUAUUCAACUCCAUGUUUAGAAAUGAUAUGCAGGAAAACAAUAAAAGUCGCAUCGUUAUCGCAGACAUCGAUCAGAAAACUUUUCAAGAAAUGAUGCGCUAUAUUUACACGGGAAAGGUGGAGAAUAUAGAAGAAUCGGCCUUCGAAUUAUUACCCUUUGCGGAUAAAUACGACCUGAAAGAGUUGAGGAUAAUGUGCGAAAACGUUUUGUGCCAGAAAUUAUCUACAGAUAACGUGGCUAGGAUUCUAAUACUGGCGGAUAUGCAUCAUGCUGAAGAUUUGAAAGCGCGUACUCUACGAUUCAUUAAAGUGAACCAUUCCAAAUGCAAGGACUUCAAGGAAACGGAAGUUUGGAAUGUUUUGACUACGUCUCGUCCUCAUUUGAUGAACGAUUUGAUGAAGAUUUUUUUCGAUGAGUAAGAUGCUUAAAUCCGUUGGAAGUGAUUGGGUGAAAAUUAGAAGUAUUCUUGAACUCAUCUCAUAUUUACCUACUCUUUAGUUAUUGUGUUUUUUUUUUCUGUUAUUUAAAGUGUAUUUUGGUAACUUUUUUUUCUCUUUUUCUGCAUACCUAUUUUUCUAAUGGCGAAACAUAAAAUAAAGUUUCCUUGUUCAUGUA